This is a messenger RNA of Arachis stenosperma, 1907 nucleotides long. RefSeq lists its product as uncharacterized. The record is from RefSeq and is a predicted model, not a curated record. Gene Ontology annotation, molecular function: protein binding. Lineage: Eukaryota; Viridiplantae; Streptophyta; Magnoliopsida; Fabales; Fabaceae. The transcript is spliced from 5 exons. The coding region runs from base 331 to 1581 and encodes 416 amino acids.
CAAAGCCAUUGCAUACGAGGUCCCAAGGAGAGGAAAAAGAAAAUGCAACCAAAUUUGAGUUCCAAAGAUGCUUGCUUGCUUCAAAGCCUAAAACCCAAAACCUCACCUGCCGUGAUCACCUCGCUCUGCUCUGCCUGCGUUUCUUCGCGUCGUCGUCUUCUCUGUGCCACGGUUGCUUCGUUUAUUCUCCGGCAUCAUCGUCGCUCGCGUCUGUGAAUCUGCUCCGCCAUUCUGUUCUUUGGACCGUGUUAAUUGAGUUACAGCUAGGGUUUGUCCCCUUUCCUGGCGCAGUUAAUUGCAUUGCUUGACUUGUGCCGUGAGAAGGAAGGGAUGAUGGCGGAUAAGAAUCAACGAUACCUUUUGGUGCUAACGCCUGAAAGGAUCUGCGGCAUCGACACCAUGAAAUUGAUAACACCCGAGGAGGAGGAGACUGUGAAUUGGGAAAAUCUACCUCCGUUUCCCUUUGAUUUCAGCGUGGAUCUUCCACGGAUCUGCAAGUACGCUUUGGAGUUGGAUUCCAAGAUUCAUCUCGUUGGAGGUUGCCAAUAUUACUUCAAAUAUCAUCCAUGUCAUCGUGGUGCUUUUCAAUCUUCCAAAAAAGUCUUCGAACUAGACCUUGACAAGAAGGAGGUGGAGGAGUCGAAAUCAAUCGAUGAUGCUCCAAGGAAUUUUGAUACCCAGUUCAUAACUUGUUACAAAGUUAGAAGUGAUUAUUAUUUCAUAGCGACGGGUGGUUUCGCACCCGUGGAGCAUCCUCCUCAUUUAUUUUCGGUUCUACGCUCCGGAACCAAGGUUUGGGAAUGCUUGCCUGAUGCUCCUGGUCAUCCUGACAUGUGGUCGGGUUCCUGGGUAGUUAACAAUUCAUGGUUCGACUUCUAUGGUAAGCUAUACCUCCGACUCUGUUUGAAUGAUGGAAGAGUUUUUAUCCACUAUUAUGACACAGAUAACCCACACAAGGGCUGGACAAAGAGUGAGGGUGACAACAGUUUUACGGGUUCUUUUUGUGUUCCAGUGGGUUCCGAUGGCCAGCGUCACUUCUUUCAUCCUACUGUGCAUAUUCCAGAUCUGGUUGAUCCUGGCAAAUACCUGGCACUUUCGUGCGAACGGAUUGGAGGAAAAAAAGUGAUAUGUGCUUUCCAGGUGGAUGAAUUGGGUGUCCUUAUCUUUCAAAGGCUUGACGGCUGUUUAGAUAGAAUGCCAUCCUUCUAUCGUGAGUUAGAUAGCAUGAUAUCCUGCAAUUGUGAGAAAACGCCUGUGCUUGUUGAUCUUGAUGGCAAAGGCACGUUUCUUGUUAUGUUACCUGGCUUUGCAAAGGGCCGGAUCCAAGUCGUCUGCAUGUUGGUUCUUCAAGUCAUUGCAAAGAAGGUUGUAUCCCAUCCCUCCCGGAUCCUCCGGAGAUCUGUGGGCUCCCCAAUGGAGUGUGAUUUCUUAGAUUGGAAGGUCCUUAGCAUGCACAUGUACAGCAUGAAGGAGGUCAUCGAGGAUUGGUCUAUUGUCUCUAUUUUCCCUGGCAUCCCUUGCGAUGAAGCCACUGUGUACGAGGUUCCAAGGAGAGGGAAAAGAAAAUACAGCCAAAUUUGAGUUCCAAACAUGCUUGCUUGCUUCAAAGGUGUUUGUUGAUCAAGUAAUGUUAUGCACCAGUAUAUUUUGAAGCAAUCGGAUACGGACGGCCAACAUUUUUUUCUUUUAACCUUACAUUUGAAUUAACAUUAGCUAAUUCUCUUGUUUUACCCUUAAAAAUGUUGGUCAUAUAACAUUCUCAAUUUUAGAAUUUGAAGAUGAUACAAUGAUACAUAUAGUUGUUGACUUACCACACAAUAGCUUAGAAUGGCAAUAUUGUAUAUUUAAUCAACAUCUUGAUUAUCAAAAUAGAACAAAAUUGCGGGGUUCAUUUUGGAGGCAGUAAU